AUGGCCAUGAGUGAGCUGGGCUCUCAGCAGACUGGCGAUGGCACUGUUUCUCGCCUGCUCGACGUGGUGGAAAGUGAGCUUCAGGCAGGGAGGGAGAAAGGCGACCCUACCGAGAAACAACUUCAGAUCCUCCUGGAGGAUGCACCUCUCUGGCAGAGAUUCAAGGAAGUCACUAAUGAAAUGAUCGUGACCAAGAAUGGCAGACGGAUGUUCCCUGUCCUAAAGAUCAGUGUCACCGGGCUGGACCCCAAUGCCAUGUACUCCCUCCUGCUGGACUUUGUCCCCAUGGACAGUCACCGCUGGAAGUACGUCAAUGGCGAGUGGGUGCCCGCGGGCAAGCCGGAGGUCUCCAGCCACAGCUGCGUCUACAUCCACCCCGACUCCCCCAACUUCGGGGCCCACUGGAUGAAAGCUCCCAUCUCCUUCAGCAAAGUGAAGCUGACCAACAAGCUCAACGGAGGUGGGCAGAUAAUGUUGAAUUCUCUGCAUAAAUACGAACCCCAGGUUCACAUAGUGCGUGUUGGAGGUGCCCACCGCAUGGUAAUGAACUGCUCCUUCCCUGAAACCCAGUUCAUAGCUGUGACUGCCUAUCAGAAUGAGGAGAUAACAGCUCUCAAAAUCAAGUACAACCCUUUUGCCAAAGCCUUCUUGGAUGCCAAGGAAAGAAAUCACCUAAAAGAUGUUCCAGAGGCUGUGUCGGAGAGCCAGCAUGUGGCCUAUUCUCACCUGAAUUUGAUAGAAAGCUCGAGCAAUAAUCUGCAAGUUUUCUCGGGACCCGACAGCUGGACUUCCCUACCCUCCACUCCACACGCCGGCAUCCUGUCCGUGCCCCACGCCAGCGGACCGGCCAACCCAGGGCCCGGCCCCUAUCCGUGCCUGGUGACCAUCAGCAACGGUGGCGGGGCCCCCGCCGGGCCCGGCGCAGAGGUGCACGCCAGCACCCCAGGAGCGUUCCUCCUCGGAAACCCAGCUGUGGCCUCGCCCCCCUCUGUGCUCUCCACCCAAGCACCCGCUUCGGCUGGCAUGGAGGUUCUGGGGGAGCCCUCGCUGACCAGCAUCGCUGUGUCCACCUGGACAGCAGUGGCCUCGCAUCCCCUCUCGGGCUGGGGCGGCCCAGGUGGGGGUGGGCGCCAUUCUCCUUCCUCCUUGGACAGUUAG
This is a messenger RNA of Propithecus coquereli (Coquerel's sifaka), 1158 nucleotides long. RefSeq names its product T-box 19 (gene TBX19). Gene Ontology annotation, molecular function: DNA-binding transcription factor activity, RNA polymerase II-specific; RNA polymerase II cis-regulatory region sequence-specific DNA binding. The transcript is spliced from 7 exons. Lineage: Eukaryota; Metazoa; Chordata; Mammalia; Primates; Indriidae. The record is from RefSeq and is a predicted model, not a curated record. Bases 1 to 1158 code for a protein of 385 amino acids. Gene Ontology annotation, biological process: cell fate specification; positive regulation of DNA-templated transcription; regulation of transcription by RNA polymerase II. Gene Ontology annotation, cellular component: nucleus.